Molecule: messenger RNA, 414 nt
Organism: Striga hermonthica
Lineage: Eukaryota; Viridiplantae; Streptophyta; Magnoliopsida; Lamiales; Orobanchaceae
Source: the annotation of a GenBank genome assembly
AUGGGAUUUAGCAGACAAGUGACGACUGUUGACACGGCAUUGGUGAAGCCCAAGAUGUUGGAUAAUGAAAAAAUGCAGUCCGGUGCCAAAUUCCAGCCUUCGACUUCAAAAUUCAGACGUUGGGGGAGGGUAUCACCAUUCGUCAGAUAUGGUCUUCCUAUGAUCUCACUCACUGUUCUUGGAGCUCUUGGACUCGGCCACCUACUACAGGGAAGCAAGGAUAUAGCUAAAGUGAAGGAUGACCAAGAAUGGGAGAUUAUUGAGUCAAAAAAGGCUCUAUCCAGAAUGGGACCUGUUGACGCCUAUAAACCUAAAAAAAUUUCGCUGCAUGAAGAGCUUAAGGCUUUGCAAGAAAAGCUUGACGUAGAUAAUUAUGAAUACAAGAAAAUUCCGAGGCCCAAAGAGGGCAAAUGA